Molecule: messenger RNA, 1200 nt
Organism: Molossus molossus (Pallas's mastiff bat)
Lineage: Eukaryota; Metazoa; Chordata; Mammalia; Chiroptera; Molossidae
Product: gastric triacylglycerol lipase-like
Exons: 9
Coding region: 4-1200 (398 amino acids)
Biological process (GO): lipid metabolic process
Cellular component (GO): intracellular membrane-bounded organelle
Molecular function (GO): hydrolase activity, acting on ester bonds
Source: RefSeq, a predicted model, not a curated record
AAAAUGUGGUUACUAUUAACAGUGGCAAGUUUGAUAUCUGCACUUGGAACAACUCAUGGUUUCUUUGGACAUCUUAAUCCUGAAAGCCCUGAAGCGACUAUGAAUGUUAGUCAGAUGAUUUCUUACUGGGGAUACCCAAGUGAAGAAUAUGAAGUCGUGACUAAAGACGGUUAUAUUCUUGAGAUCUACAGAAUUCCUUAUGGGAAGAAAAAUGCAGAGUAUAGAGGCCAGAGACCUGUUGUGUUUUUGCAACAUGGUUUGCUUGCAUCAGCCACUAACUGGAUUGCCAACCUGCCUAACAACAGUCUGGGCUUCCUUCUGGCUGAUGCUGGUUAUGAUGUGUGGCUGGGGAACAGCAGAGGAAACACCUGGGCCAGGAGAAAUAUAUACUAUUCGACAGACUCAGCUGAAUUCUGGGCUUUCAGCUUUGAUGAAAUGGCUAAAUAUGACAUUCCAGCCACACUUGACUUUAUUUUAAAGAAAACUGGACAGGAAAAGCUACACUAUGUGGGCCAUUCCCAGGGCACCACCAUUGGUUUUAUUGCCUUUUCUACUAAUCCCAACCUGGCUAAAAGAAUCAAAGCCUUUUAUGCAUUAGCUCCCGUUGCUACUGUGAAGUACAGUGAAAGCCCGUUAAGAAAACUUUCAAUUAUUCCAUCAUUCCUCUUCAAGAUUAUCUUUGGUGACAAAGCAUUCUACCCACACCGCUAUUUUUAUGAUGUUCUGGCCACAGACCUGUGUUCCCAAGACAUACUAGAGGCCCUCUGCAGUAAUGCUUUGUUUCUCAUUUGUGGAUUCGACCAUAAGAACUUGAACACGAGUCGCUUAGAUGUGUAUCUGUCACAUAAUCCAGCGGGGACUUCUGUUCAAAACAUGCUCCACUGGAGCCAGGCUGCUAAGUCUGGAAAAUUUCAAGCUUUUAACUGGAGAAACCCAGUACAGAACAUCAUGCACUAUCACCAGCCCACACCUCCCGAGUACCAUUUGACAAACAUGAAUGUGCCAAUUGCAGUGUGGACCGGCGGCAACGACUGGUUGACUGUCCCUCAUGAUGUUGACCUUUUGCUUUCCAAACUCCCUAAUGUCAUUUACCACAAGAAGAUUCCUAUUUACAAUCACUUGGAUUUUAUCUGGGCAAUGGAUGCCCCUCGAGAAGUCUACAAUGAAAUUAUUUCUAUGAUGGGAAAAGAUAAAAAUUAG